This is a messenger RNA of Aspergillus candidus, 1173 nucleotides long. RefSeq names its product PEX11 family protein. The record is from RefSeq and is a predicted model, not a curated record. Gene Ontology annotation, biological process: regulation of peroxisome size; peroxisome fission. Gene Ontology annotation, cellular component: peroxisomal membrane. NCBI's taxonomy places the organism in Eukaryota, Fungi, Ascomycota, Eurotiomycetes, Eurotiales, Aspergillaceae. The coding region runs from base 129 to 836 and encodes 235 amino acids. The transcript has 3 exons.
GGUCUGUCCUUCCCCGCUUUUUUCGGUCCAAGAAAACCUCCCGGAACCGAGUCAUUCUAUCUCCCGACAUUCCCUAAAGAACUCCAUCCUUCCUUCAUCUACCUCCUACUUCCUAUACACAAUUCAAAAUGGUUGCCGACGCUUUGGUCUACCACCCUGCCUUGGCGCACUGGUUGCGCUUUGUCGCCACGACCGUCGGUCGCGAUAAGAUCCUUCGUACCCUGCAGUACUUCUCCCGCUUCUACGCGUGGUACCUGUACCGGACCAACCAACCCCAGUCCUCCAUCGACCCCUACAAUGCCGUCAAGAAGCAGUUCGGCACCACCCGUAAGAUCAUGCGGGUCGGCAAGUUCCUCGAGCACUUCAAGGCCGCCUCCCUGGCCUUUGACAACAAGAGCCCCGUCGACCCCGUGCUCCGCUACCUGGCCAUCGGUCGCCAGCUCGGCUACGCCGGCUACCUGAUCCUCGACGCCAUCACCGUCGUCGACAUCGUCGGCUACCGCAAGAUCGCCUCGGUCAAGCGUCUGUCCGACAACGCCGCCCGCUCUUGGAUGGUUGGCUUGAUCUUCAGCGCCAUUGCCGGCGCCUACACCCUGUUCCGUCUGCAGGAGAAGGAGAAGACCCUCGACCGCAAGGAGGGCGAGAGCGCCGUGGAGGCCAAGAAGAUCGAGAAGGAGCGCUCUGCUGCUCGCAUCCAGCUCUUCUCCGACCUGUGCGACCUGUGCGCCCCCACCUCCACCCUGGGCAUCACCUCCUUCGACGACGGCGUCGUCGGUAUUGCCGGUACCACUAGCAGUUUGAUCGGUGCCUGGAACCAGUGGCGCAAGACUGCCUAAGCGGUCACUUGAAAUAGAUUGGACCGCACGAUUGAAAUAGCAGUCAAGUGAAUAUCCGACCCACUUCGGGUAUCUGUUUUUCAAUUUGAUAAUGGUCAAAGCCUCCUGAUUCCAUCCCGAAACAAUGAAGAGUCACAGGAAGGUGGAGAGAGGAGAGGGUUGAUUCUAGACCUAGAGCAGGCGAUGGAAAAAAGACCCGAGGACGCAAGAAGGAAAGAAAGUCAAUACGCAUAUGCUUAUUCUCGCGCUGGUGUUGGUAUCUGUGUUUUAUUUCUUGUAUGUAUGUAUCUUAGAAUCAUCUCCUUUGUUGAUUGAGCACUUGAUUAUACAAUCAGAC